CAACGAAAAAAUUGAUUUCAGAUAAAAUGUCUGAGCCUCACAAGCUCAAGGUUGGACAAUCCGACCUUCUCUGCAGAGCUGGAUGUGGUUUCUACGGUAAUCCUGAAUGGAAUUGGUUCUGUUCUCAAUGCUGGAGAAAACAGAACUCCAACGUCCAAACCUACUCCUUCGAUACAUUCGGCGGACAGAGUCCAGCCGUGGACCCGAAUCAUCCUACUGGAUCGACGAGUGGUGAGAGUAGUCACAAUUAUACACCUGGGCCCAGUGCUGCUAGUCAGUCCCUACCGGCUAGUCUUAAUAAGGAGCGUGGUUCCCCGUUCUACUCUAUGCUCGGCAGAUCUCCCGGAAAUGACCGGAAGUUGAAACUACCAUCUCCGCAACAUGUGGCUGCUGGGAUCACUAAUAAGGUGAAUCAGACUAAGCGUCUACACUCACAAACCCUAGACAGAGGAUCUUCUAAUAUCAGACAAAUAUUCAAGAAAAAUACAAAGAAAGAUGAGAAGCAGGACAGGGUUGAGACAAUGUCUCCUGAAGCAAGAGCAAUCAGUAAAGAAUUUGGAGAAUACCUUAACAUUAGAACAAGGAAAACUGGAAUGACAGAUCUAUCCAGGAAUAUUCAGAAUUUUGUGGACAAGAUAAAUAAGAGAAUGGAAACUCAUCCAAUAGAGGAAGUAGCCGCCAUGUUUCAAACAUUUUAUCAGGCAUUGACGAAGAGGUUGGAGACCCAUGAGAACUUUCAGGGACUAUCUCAGGAUGAAAUACAGACGAUUUCAGAUUAUACAGAAAGGUACGUGAUGGUGUGCCUGUACAAGCUUCUCUUUUCCCCUGCCUCUACUGGUGACGAGGAGAAGGAUCUAGAAAUUCAAUCAAAAAUCAGAUCUCUGAACUGGGUGACAGGGGCUCAUUUAGAGUGUCCUUUUGAGGACACAGAUCCAGGAAUACGGGAUCUUAUAUUUACAGCUAUAAAUCAUGUACUAGAGGUUGACGGCAUGAAGGCUCCCCAAGAUAAACUUCGUUGUAUUGUUGCGUGUGCAAAGACGAUAUUUGAAAUCCUUGGAACUGACGGGAAGGGUCCGGCCAGCGCCGACGAUUUUCUUCCUGCCCUCAUCUAUAUUCUUCUCAAGGCUAACCCGCCUCGUGUGACCUCAAACAUCAACUAUAUCACGAGGUUUAGCAACGAGUCCAGGCUCAUGUCAGGGGAGGAGGGAUACUACUUUACUAAUCUGUGUUGCGCCAUAUCAUUUAUUGAGAACUUAGAAGCAGAAAGCUUGAAUCUUCCUGUACACGAGUUCAAGCAGUACAUGUCAGGUGAAUCUAUUCCUCCCGGCUCCUGGCAGACUAAUUUGAUUAUGUGUGAAGGAAUUCAAGCUAUGACGCAAAACCUGAAGACACUAACUGAGCUGACCGAACUCCAGGAGAAUAUCCUAGCAGACGCAAACACUCUACAGAAGGAGAUGAAGGAGUGGGAGCACAGUCUCAGGGUGGAGGUGGAGUCAGUUCUAGCUAGAACCCAGUAUUCAAUCAGGAAUCCUAAAACCUUGGUUUCUGUCGAUAGUGAGGUAUCAGAGGAACUUGCUCUGCCUCCCCCUCUUCUUCCUCUUCCUUUUUCUCAUCAUGAUCUUCCCCCUCCUCUUCUUCCUCGAGUAGUUCAACAGAAAUCAGAUCUUGAUGUUGGAAAUUCCGCAAGUAGGUCAACUUUUGAUCUCGACCUGGAUCCGUUUGGUGAAAAAAUUCCCGGUGUUCCACAAGGUCGAAGCUUAAUGGACGAAACACCGACAGAGUCUCUUCCAUGUCCCCUACUCCCUGUCUCCGAGGGUACCCGGAGCACUGAACCUCGACCACCCUCUCUCUCCAGCUAUAUUGGGUUCUCAGCACAAGCAUUUAAUAUUCCCAGCAUCUCCUGCAGUACUGCUGAGACAGACGUGUUCCAGGGUACCUCCCCACUCCACUCCCCAGCAAUUUCCCCCCUUCCUCCCCCCUCAACAUGUUCCAGCUUUACACCUUCCAGCUCAGAGUCCCCUGUCACUCCAACCUCUGGUUCACCUCUCCCUUUCUCAGAGUCCCCUCUUCAAUCCCCUUUCCAAUAAAUCCAACCCACCUCAGUUCCUAUAUCCCCUUGG
Molecule: messenger RNA, 2120 nt
Organism: Eurytemora carolleeae
Lineage: Eukaryota; Metazoa; Arthropoda; Copepoda; Calanoida; Temoridae
Gene: Rabex-5
Product: rab5 GDP/GTP exchange factor
Exons: 17
Coding region: 27-2087 (686 amino acids)
Biological process (GO): vesicle-mediated transport
Cellular component (GO): cytosol; endocytic vesicle
Molecular function (GO): guanyl-nucleotide exchange factor activity; small GTPase binding; DNA binding
Source: RefSeq, a predicted model, not a curated record